This is a messenger RNA of Amorphotheca resinae ATCC 22711, 2992 nucleotides long. RefSeq lists its product as hypothetical. The transcript is spliced from 3 exons. The coding region runs from base 28 to 2886 and encodes 952 amino acids. Gene Ontology annotation, biological process: isoleucyl-tRNA aminoacylation. NCBI's taxonomy places the organism in Eukaryota, Fungi, Ascomycota, Leotiomycetes, Helotiales, Amorphothecaceae. Gene Ontology annotation, molecular function: ATP binding; isoleucine-tRNA ligase activity; tRNA binding. The record is from RefSeq and is a predicted model, not a curated record. Gene Ontology annotation, cellular component: cytosol.
CGGAAAAGUCACUAUGGAUUCGAGAUCAUGCCGGUCCGCCCAGCCAAGUCCUGGUCAUCGACAUUGAGGCUACCCAAGUCCUCAUUCCCUCCUCGGCCGUUGCUCGCAGACCAGCCGAAGCACAUCAAAAAAUGCGCCGAUGACCUCUACGAGUGGCAGAGCCGGGAGCGCGCUGCCCAGCAGCCAUUCGUGCUGCAUGAUGGCCCGCCGUAUGCGAAUGGGAGUUUACAUGUUGGGCAUGCGCUGAAUAAGAUCUUGAAGGAUAUGAUUUGUAGGGUUAAGGUGCAGCAAGGUCGCAGAGUUGUUUAUGUGCCAGGUUGGGAUUGCCAUGGUCUUCCGAUUGAGAUCAAGGCAUUGGAGAACUAUAGGGAAAAGCACAAGGAGGGAGAAAAACUCGAUGCGGUGGGCAUACGGAGGGCGGCUCGGGCACUGGCUACGAAGACGGUGAAGAACCAGAUGAAGGGCUUUCGCGAGUGGGGAGUCAUGGCGGAUUGGGAGAAUGCGUGGAGGACGAUGGACAAGACGUUCGAAAUAAAGCAACUCGAGGUCUUCCAGGGGAUGGUCAAGAAGGGGCUCAUCUUCCGACGGUUCAAGCCAGUAUACUGGUCGCCAUCUUCCAGGACGGCCCUCGCCGAGGCGGAACUCGAAUAUAAGGAUGAUCACGAAUCUACAGCGGCCUACGUCAAGUUUCCUAUCACCAAGGUCCCGGAGUCUUUGAGGGAACGGCUACCCGAUGUCACCAAUCUUUCCGCGGUCAUAUGGACAACUACCCCGUGGACCCUUCCAGCGAACAGAGCGAUUGCUAUCAGCUCUGAUUUGGAAUACUCUAUCGUUAAGGUUCACCACGAUCAGAUGAUUAUUGCGAAAUCAAGACUGCCACAUAUCACAAAAGUAUGUUUCGGCGACAACCCCGUGGAUAUAGUUGUGGAUUCUAUACUUGGGAAAGAUCUCAACAGCGUUGAGUACACCAAUCCGCUUCGUGGCAAGGAAUCUGCCCCUCAGCCCAUAAUAUUUGCGGAUUUUGUCUCCGCGGAAUCGGGAUCGGGUCUGGUUCACUGUGCGCCAGGUCACGGGAUGGAAGACUACGAAGCCUGUACUCGGCUUGGUAUCCCAGCUGUCGCCCCAGUCAAUGAUGAAGGCCGCUUCACUGACGCUGCUCUUCCUAGCGAUCCUUCAGUGUUAGAGGGCAAGUCUGUACUAGGGGAAGGUGGCCAGGAAGUUUUGAGGAUUCUUAGCAACACUCACCAGGUCCUCGCUACCCACAAGUACAAACACAAGUAUCCGUACGACUGGAGGACGAAGCUGCCAGUGAUUGUCAGGGCCACCGAGCAAUGGUUCGCCGACGUUGGGAGUGUCAAGGAUGAAGCCCUGCGCCACUUGAAGGCCGUUCGUUUUGUUCCCGAGGCUGGUCAAGCGAGAUUGGAGAGCUUUGUCAAGGGACGCAGCGAAUGGUGUAUAUCGAGACAGCGUGCAUGGGGUGUCCCGAUUCCAGCCCUCUACGACGAGAGUGGGAACGCUGUCCUCACAGAUGCGAGUGUCGCCCAUAUCCUGUCAGUAAUUAACGAGCGAGGUAUUGACGCUUGGUGGACGGACGCGCCUGAUGAUCCAGCAUGGAUCGUUCCAGGACUUGAGGGCGUCUACCGGCGAGGAAAGGAUACUAUGGAUGUCUGGUUUGAUAGCGGCACCAGCUGGACGCAGACCGAGCAGCAAGCAGACGUCUACCUCGAAGGCACGGAUCAGCAUCGCGGCUGGUUCCAAUCCAGUCUGCUCACGCACACCUGCGCCUCAGGGAGGGAUACACCGCCCUUCAAAACCCUCAUCACCCACGGCUUCACCCUCGACCAAGACGGGCGGAAGAUGUCCAAAUCAAUCGGGAACGUGAUCGCCCCCUCCCAGAUCAUGGACGGAUCCCUCCUCCCCGCCCCAACUUCCAAGCGCAAAGGUCCCGACGCUCCACUCGGCGCAGAUGCCCUCCGCCUCUGGGUCGCCAGUAGCGACUACACGCACGACGUGGUCAUCGGGCAACCCGUCCUCAAAGCCACGCAGGCCACACUCCUCAAGUACCGUAUGAUCCUCAAGAUGCUCCUCGGCUCCCUCCAUCUCUCUUCGCGCACCGCCCCGCUCUCGAAACUCGACCACAUCGCCCUCGCCCAACUCGAAUCCACCAUGUCCGACGUCGCGGCUUCGUAUGCCAACUUCGAAUUCCACAAGGGGAUCACUUCCCUGAAUCGCUGGCUCACCAUCGACCUCUCGGCUUUCUACCUCGAGGCUAUGAAGGAUCGCCUGUAUUGUGCGGACGGCGGCGGCGUUCUCGAAGAGCUGUUCCAAGGUCUGCUCCGCAUGCUGGCUCCUGUUACGCCGCUUCUCGUCGUCGAGGCGUGGUCCCACCGUCCCGAAUGGAUGCGCGAUCUCCCCGAUCCCUUACACGCGACUCUGGACGAGCCGCUAACGGCUCGCAACCCGAAAGCAGAACCUCGCAUCAAGGAUGACAUCCCGGCCCUCCUGGCAGCUCACGCCGGCGUCAAGACGGCGCUGGAGGAGGCACGCAAGAGUAAACACAUUGGCUCGUCCCUCGAAGCCGCCGUGGUCUUGCAGGUGUCGCCCUCAAGCCACGCUCUCUUCACGCGCUACGCGGACGAGCUCGCGAGCAUCUUCGUCGUGUCGGGCGUGGAUGUCGUUUCCGGGCCGGGCGAGAUGGAUGUGGCAGCACAGAAAUGGAGCUACUCAUCAAGCUUCGCAAUCCCCGAUACAGAGGGGGAAGAGGGCAUUGCCUGGGUGCUCCCGCCACACGGCGACAAGUGCGGAAGAUGCUGGAGAUACGUUGCGCCGGAAGGCGAGGAACUUUGUAAUCGAUGCGAGGAAGUCGUGGGGUCACUAAGCGUGUAGGAUAAUAGUUUGUUUGUUCUUGUGUAUGUGUAUAUAUGUAUACCUACCUCCCUAUCUAUGUAUAGUAGAAAAAAGAAAUAAAAGUAAAAGGUCCUGAGUAUCGCGU